GUUGCAGAUAUGAUAUAACAAUACCAGUGGAGAGAAUUACGAACACUGUACGGUUCCAAGUUCACUUUGAUAUAGUGUAGGCACCUAAGGUAUUCCGCAUAACUAGGAAUUACAAUCCCAGCAUAUUUAGAAUACCUUUCGUAGAAGCGAUACGAGUGGAUCAUCAAUGGCACGGGCUUCGUCUUGAGCAGAGCUAUAAUUACUUUGAUUUGAGAGAUCCCAGGCCUGUCGUACAAGCAGCCAUGGGGACUCUAUCUAGCAAAUGAAACUAUUGAGUUCCGAAUCGUAUACCGAACCCGAUAUCAUUACAUACACUAACCUAGUACAAAUCAUUGCCACCCCCCUGUAUACACAUACAACUGGGGUAACUAUUAAGUAACGUCUCCAUUAACCACUCAUAUCCAUUAUUAGACUACAUACAGGGGUUAUCUAGCCAGUCCCUGAUAUUCUAUUGUGACUAUUAAAGAGGAUCGUAAUCCCAUGUAGUUUCUUCACUACUAUGUAUUAACUAUCUUCACACACAUAUUUCAUACAUGAACUCCUCAACUGAAAUUUACCAUAUUUAGGUGUACAGAAGAGACAUCAGCUACUUGAAGAGAAAUGGCUUCAUCAGAGACGAAAAACAAGCCGGAAGCGCUCGAUGUAAUCAUCGUAGGCGCUGGUAUAUCAGGAAUCAGCUGCGCCUAUCGGUUACAGACUCAGCUUCCCAAUGUCCGCUUCACCAUUCUCGAAGGUCGCAGUGAAAUUGGUGGCACCUGGUCUCAGUUCACAUACCCAGGAGUGCGUUCAGAUGCUAUUAUGAAUACAUUGGCAUUUCCAUGGCACCUAUACCCCCAUCCGAAGCCAAUCGCAGAUGGCUCUCUAAUUCUAGAUUAUAUUAAAGACGCCGCGUCAAAGUCUCGUGUAUCAGAACGCAUUCAAAUGCGUCAUAAGGUAUUAGCCGCGGAGUGGUCUUCGUCAAAACAACAAUGGGCCCUCACGGUUGACUACGAGGGAAUGCAAAAACUCUACACUGCACGCUGGAUGAUUCUGGGGACUGGAUACUAUGACUACGAGUCCCCACUACAGGCUGAGAUACCAGGGCUCGAAAACUUCAAAGGAAAGGUGAUACACCCGCAAUUCUGGCCCAAGGACUACGACUAUGAGAAUAAGAGAAUGGCGUUGGUUGGCAGCGGAGCCACUGCUGUCAGCAUACUGCCAUUACUUGCAGAGAAAACUAGUGAAUUGACGCUGAUCCAACGGAGCCCAACCUACAUCGUUGCGAGGGAAAACAAGUCAUGGACGAACGAGCAUUUGCCGCCCUCUCUGGCUUCGGUUUUUCAGCGUGUGUUUCAUACGUUGCACCAACACUUCUUCGUUGCAUACUGCGAGAACUUCCCCGAUUCUGCAAAAGAGCGUAUCCGUCAGGAUACGGUAAAGAGGCUGCCGAAGUGGCUCGAGCAGGACCCCCAUUUCAAACCUCGAUAUAAUCCAUGGGAGCAACGGAUGUGUAUGGACCCCGACGGCAUUUUCUACAAAGCCCUCCAUCGUCCUACCGUGAAGGUGAUUACCGGAGAUAUCACGAAUUUCACAGACACUGGGGUACAGACCAAGGAUCAUGAGACUGGCAAGAUGAAUACUACCGAUAUAGAUGCCGUCGUGACUGCUACUGGUCUGCAUAUGAAGCUGGGUGGAGGCAUUGAUAUACGCGUCGACGGGGAGACCAUGUCGUGGGCCAAGAGACGUAUCUGGAAUGGUGCGAUGCUCGAGGGUGUUCCAAACAUGACGUUUGUGACUGGAUAUGGCGACAACGCCUGGACUCUAGGAGCUGACAUAACAUCUUUCCUUGUGGUCCGGCUAUUGAAAUACAUGGACAGCAAAGGACUGAAGACUGCAGUUCCUCAGAUGUCAGAAAAAGAGGCUGCUGAGGAGUCUCAACAGAUGUUUCGACUAAAGUCAACCUACACCAAUCUUGCGGCAGAGAGACUUCCUGUGUACGGAGAGACAGGAGUUUGGCAGCCUAGGGCGCACCCACCGAAGGACUACGUAUACGCUCGUUGGGGCAACGUUAGUACUGGUCUCCAUUUCUCUACUUGAUAUAAAUCUACUGGUGGGUAUCUAGGUUACCUAGAUACCUAUGCAUAUGAUGAUUGUAUGUUAGUCUAUGUUCGUCUAGUUAUGUUAGUUUAGUUAUGUUAGUCUCUUAGUUAUAGGUUAAAAUCUAGCUGUACGUUUCCCACA
Molecule: messenger RNA, 2220 nt
Organism: Daldinia decipiens
Lineage: Eukaryota; Fungi; Ascomycota; Sordariomycetes; Xylariales; Hypoxylaceae
Product: FAD/NAD(P)-binding domain-containing protein
Exons: 4
Coding region: 601-2076 (491 amino acids)
Molecular function (GO): flavin adenine dinucleotide binding; NADP binding; N,N-dimethylaniline monooxygenase activity
Source: RefSeq, a predicted model, not a curated record